GUUGAAUAUUAUUAUUUUAAACUAAAUCCAAUUUUUAUCAACAGCCCUAAACAGUAAGAGAUACAAAUUUAUUGACUAAAUUAUCAUUGCUCAACUCAUUACUUCCAAGGCAAAGUUUCUAUGACAUAGGAAGCAAUCUUGAUUAUAAUUCAUGAUGGUAGCAAAUUCCAAGAUGCUAUCUGUUCACUUUUGCCCUGGCUCUGUCAAGAGUGACAAUCCUAAAGAGUUUGAAAUUACUAGCAGUACAACUGUUGAACAAAUGGUUCACAUGGUUGUUGCUGAACUCAAUAUCCGACCAAUAUCUGUUACCCUCUUUGGGCUUCGUAUUAAAUCUAAUAAGUUGUGGCUGGCUCCUUCACAGCUUCUUCAUGAACUCCCCACUGAAGAUCACAGUGUUCAAUUAAGACUGCGAUUCAGAUUGCCAUCAUUUAUGGAUUUACAGCUGCUUGAUGAGGAGGCUUACAGAUAUCUUUUUUAUCAGGUGCGAGAGGAUCAUUUACAGGAGGUUCUAACAUUUGACAAAUUGGACAGCAUGGGCCUGGUUGUUACAGAUAUUCUUCACCACAUGUUAGCAGAAAAUGUGCCGUUGAGUCGCAUUGAGAUUGGUCACUUUAUGCCCCCUUCUCUGAACUACACGCUCAAAAGGUUUAAUGUCAGAAGACAUGUUGAAAAACUCCAUGCUGACGCCCUCACUGCCACCCCUGCUUUUAUUCGACAAAAAUAUCUUGAGAAGGCAUCAGAGUGCAUGCAGGCACUCUGUCAGAGUCCUGAGAGCGAUUCUCGAGAUCUCGUAGGAACUGAAGAGUUCUUCGCUGAGAAGCUCGAGGGCGACAAGACCAUCGCCAUCAGAGUUAUGGUAGCCCCUUUUCAUCCACAUCAUCCUGGUCUGAGAGUGUCUAGGUCCAAGAAAGGGCUCCCGGAUUUUACGUCGUUCUGGUCGUUCCUAUCCUCAUUAAUCCUCCCACAUUCUCUGCUUCACUGUAAGGGCUGGUCGCAUCUGUGCGGUCUAGAGGAGCUUGUUGUGAUCUCCAGCAGAGCAAGUGACUGCACGCUGGAGUUGUGCCAGCUUAGCGGAGUGCCUCUUUACUUCAGCAUGCCUAGUGUACAGAGUCUCCUGUCAUUUGUCAGUUGCCUUUCUGGUUACUACCGCCUCUUCAAGUGUUGGACCUUCGACCUCUGCAAAGAAGUUACAGCACCCAGCAUUGCUGUGCUCAAGAAAAACAAGUGUCAUGGUCCUGUUGGAGCGGAUUUUGCUCACGCUAAGCUACGUAGCAAGUGUGGAGGGGAGGCUGGUGUCGGUCUGCUACGCCAGUCUUCUCGCCACUUCGAUCGUUACAAACUCGACGUGUUUGUGAACAAGCAGGCAAACAUCCGCACAUACACCAUCACUACACAACACGGAUUGGUUAACAUCAAGGAUGCAGGAGUUGAUCAGCCUUUUGACUCCCUCUUGAAGCUCAUCAGGCAUUUGAUGGACCGUAAAAACACAGAACUAUCAGAUGACAUCUUGAACGACGAAAUACUGCACAGCAACUCUGCAACUUUGUCCAAUUCUCCAACCUGCAGCAUAAAAUCCUUGAAAAGUUUUUCGCGAGAUCAAGAAAGUGAUGUUAAGGUUGCAUCUUCUUCAUCAUCCAAAUCGAUAGGUAGCGAAAACGCCGUAAAUGCAUCGUCAUUGUCUCAAUCUAAGCCAACACAGACGAAUCGGUUGUUCUUAUCCCGAAUUAUUCCCCCAUCUGAGUAUGACAAGCCUCCACUCCUGCUUCUCUGCGCUGGGAAAUUUGAUGACGAAAGUGAGAGCCAGGACAAAGGGCCUCGGGUGUUCAAAUUUGAGUCUUUCGUGUCUGAAAGCUCGACGUUGAUCCAAGCUUCCUUCUAUCGCGUCCUGCAUGCCAGGAAAGCGUCUGAUGAAAAUAAACAUUAUGCCGUCAAGGUAGACCUCCUGGAGGCGGUGACACACUUGGCCAAAGCUCUGUUCUUCCUGAGUCAAGAAGGCAUCCAGCACAACAACAUCCGCUGCCACUCGCUGCUGGUCGCGCGUCAUCAGGAUAACCAAUUCCUCGUGAAGUUGAGUGAGCCUGGCGGCUCUGUGGUGGAUGAGACUUGCAUCCACUGGAUUGCUCGAGAGCAUCACUAUCAUCCACCAUCCUCUAAACAAGAUCCAUCCACCGACGUGUGGGCCUUUGCCACCACCGCCUGGCAGAUCUUCAGCAAUGGCCAAUGGCCACUAAAGGAUGGAGACAUAGACGCAAUUCGGUCGUUGUACGCAGCAGGGCAAGUGCUCCCUCGACCCAAGCGGUGUCCUUAUGAUCUCUAUCAGAUCAUGUUAAGAUGUUGGUCUCCAGACCCUAGUGCGCGACGCCAGCCUCAGACCAUCAUGCGCGAUACAUUCCACUUACUUUAUGAAGUAUUCAACUCAAGACGACAGAACGCCUACAGCUGCAUCAGCGAAGACGGCCUUGACGAUACUGCCGACAGCUCUGCUACACGACCCAGCCCUGACAGACAGAGCGCCGAGAACAUCAUCUACUCCCCGCAAGAGCCUGACAUUGACGUGUUGUCGGCUAUAGGUUCUGUGGAUACAACCGUGACGACCGUCGGCAACAGCGACAUGACUUUGAUCCACGUAGACGAGGAAGAUGACGACGUGCACGCUGACCUGCGCGUGGUGCCGCGCAUCUCCGACCUUCCUCUUGCAGAUGGCUCCAUAGCUAAGGUGGUGAUGGGUGUGUUGCCGCAGCUUCCCCUGCCGUUUGGUCGAGGGGCUACGUUGCCCGACUCUCAUCUCGCUCCUACUCCCUUCCUCGAUCCCAUGCCUGCGCUAUCACCCAUACAGCCCCGCACCCAAGCCCCUGUCAACCAUCGUCCUGCCUCCAGCACCAAGAGCCUGAAUGAGGUGCUUGUGCCGCAGUCUGCUCAACAAGAUGGACAACUUUUUGCUGGCCAGAUUCUCAAAAUGGACAGAUCUAAUGUCAAAAUAGAGGCUCAUGUUGGCGAGGGUAACUACGGUUGGGUUUACAAAGGCCUGCUCAGCACUCCCGGUGGAGGUCCCAACGAUGGACCGGUGGCUGUGAAGACGCUCAAGGUGGUGACGGGACAGCUCGACGACAUGUGUCGCGAGCGUGACAUCAUGCAGAAGUUGAAUCACAGAAACAUCGUUCGGCUGCUAGGCGUGAUCAAUCAGUCAGCUGACGCGGCGGGCAGUGUGCUUGACGAGCGCAUGUACAUGGUGAUGGAGUACCUGGAAAUGGGAUCCCUCAAGACUUACCUCCAGCAAAACCCCUCCAUUGGGGACCCUACGUUGUUAGACUUUGCUCGAGACAUCGCCAUGGGCAUGGACUACCUGGAGUCGCAAAGAAUUGUGCACAGGGACUUGGCAGCGCGUAACAUUCUGGUCUCCUCUCCAAAUCACGUGAAAAUAUCUGAUUUUGGCUUGGCUCAACCGCUGUACGCCUCAGCAUAUUACGUGCUCAGAACAAAAAGAGAUCUGCCUCUUCUAUGGUAUGCGCCAGAAAGCAUAGACAAGAUGCGGUACUCGUCCAAGAGUGAUGUUUGGUCGUACGGGGUGACGUGCUGGGAGAUGUUCACCAGAGGCAAGGAACCUAAUCUGCCUCGAGACCCCAACAAACUGCUCAUGGCUCUCCAGCAAGGUAUCCGUUUGAUCUGCCUGCCUCCGUGCCCCGAGAUCGUCUACAGCCAGCUCAUCAGAGUCUGUUGGGACCACGAGCCUAGAUUACGGCCAGACUUCUCGUCUCUAGUCAAUGUUGUCAAUGAAUUGAAAGAGGAGAUGAUGUGGUAGCACGGUCCGUAUUACACGAGCAUGUAUCAAGAGCAGAAAAACGCGAGUGAAAUGAAUCAGGUACGAAUCUUGCUAUCAUGUGCGUUGUAGUCUAGGGACCGUUCAACCUAACCUAACGUGAGAAAUAGUUGAAAAAUAAUUGCUAGAUAAUGCUUAUUUAUUUGUUUGAACAUAGGUUGCUGCUUGUGUCCGUCUAGUCGCUCUCACAGUACAAAUACGGUACACGUCAAUUGAUAAAUACCUGGAAUUAUUUCUACUAAAGUUAAAGAGUUAAUCGAAUUGCCCGAAAUUAAUCUUGAUUUGUCGACUGUAAUAUUCUUAUUUAUUUACUCGUACAACUCACGAUACUUCAGAAAAUAAUAAUGAGUGAAAGUUUUGCUCAGUGAAAGCAUUGCUCACUUCGUUCCAAGGUCAAUGUAUAAAAAUAAGCGAGUCUCGUGAGGCCGUUCGAUGAAUUAGCCUGUCUUAGCCUUCCAGUGCAACAAUCAGUUCAUCAUGUAGAUAGCUAAGACGCCUUUGGUCAAAUUUACUGCAAUUAAUUUUGACUGAAAUGAUAAUAUUGAAGUAGUGCCAUUAGGACACUUAAAAGACCAAGGGCCACUAAUUGCCUGUAAUAAUCAAUGCAUUACCUGCUUUUGCUGACGCUCAACAACCUUUGCCUCAGAAGCUGACCGACACGGCAAUAAUAAUACUACAAGCAACUUUAAUCCUCAUGAGUGCGUUCGGACGUCGCUGGCAUGUGUUAAAUAAUUUAUGUGCAGAAAUUGGUGGCAGAAACGCCCCAAAUUGAUUCCUGAAAAAUCCCCCUAACGUCGACGAAAACACGCUAGAAGUCAGUUAGUUAAACAGAAAAUAAUUAACUAAGUUUAAGGAAUCUAAGACUUAAUCCUUAUACGAUGAUUUUGCAUUCUUCGGCGAUCCUUUGAACGCCUAAUCUUUUCUGCUGUUGAAGGAAUUGUAAUUAGCCUUCAUUUUAAGCCAAACGGCAAGUAAAAUAGAGUAAACCUUCUCUUUAGUUGUGCUCGACGUUUUGUGUGUUUGAAAUUUAAUUACUUCGCUUCAAAUCCCGAUUGUCUAGAGGAGUGGGAACACUUAGGAUUUAGCAUAAUCAUUUACAAAUCUGCAAGAAAUAAUAUGAGCCUGUCGAUCCAUUGCUGGUUUUGGAGCAAUAACAUCUUGGCUGCGUGGUUUUGAUGGUUAAUGACUUGUUGGUUAUUGAGAAGGAAGCUGUCAGAAAUAUCCUGAUUGUGUCGUUCGAACGAUGUUCACACAAAAGCUCUGUACGCACUGCUGCCCCUAGACGAUCAUCGGUAAUCUGAUGUCAUUGAACGGAAUGAUAACAUAACAUCUCAUUCUAAACCAUUAUAUUUAGUGCAAUAUUUUGUGUCCACGUUAUUGCGUAUGUUGCAGCAAAUAAAAAAUUUAUAUAUAUUUGAAAUCAUAUGACGAUACUUUGUAGUAUUUAUUACUGGAAAUUUAUACGUAAUCCUCCAAUUACCGAUCAAAUGUGAUUAUCAAACACGUAAAAAAAUUGCAGAUGUCA
This is a messenger RNA of Hyalella azteca, 5342 nucleotides long. RefSeq names its product tyrosine-protein kinase hopscotch-like. The coding region runs from base 152 to 3799 and encodes 1215 amino acids. Gene Ontology annotation, biological process: hemopoiesis; cytokine-mediated signaling pathway; cell surface receptor signaling pathway via JAK-STAT. Gene Ontology annotation, cellular component: cytoskeleton; cytosol. The transcript has 24 exons. NCBI's taxonomy places the organism in Eukaryota, Metazoa, Arthropoda, Malacostraca, Amphipoda, Hyalellidae. Gene Ontology annotation, molecular function: cytokine receptor binding; non-membrane spanning protein tyrosine kinase activity; ATP binding. The record is from RefSeq and is a predicted model, not a curated record.